This is a messenger RNA of Bipolaris oryzae ATCC 44560, 1782 nucleotides long. RefSeq lists its product as uncharacterized. Lineage: Eukaryota; Fungi; Ascomycota; Dothideomycetes; Pleosporales; Pleosporaceae. The transcript is spliced from 2 exons. Gene Ontology annotation, biological process: amino acid transmembrane transport. Gene Ontology annotation, cellular component: membrane. Gene Ontology annotation, molecular function: amino acid transmembrane transporter activity. The record is from RefSeq and is a predicted model, not a curated record. Bases 1 to 1782 code for a protein of 593 amino acids.
AUGACCAUGGACGACGACAUGUACGGGACUGAAAAGAGCUUUGGGAGAGCCUCGCAGGGAUCCGACUACUAUGGCGAGUCCUCUCGCUACAAUCAAGGCCUCGGCCGCCGCAUGCUCGACAGCUUCAAGCGGGACCCCAACUUCGCCAUGACCAUGACGCCAAAGACAACCGUCGGCGCUGAUAGCAACAUGUUUGAUCCAGAGGCUGCUGCAACUAAUACUGCAAACUCGCCACUUGCUCGGAGGCUCAAGGGUCGCCACUUGCAGAUGAUAGCCAUUGGAGGUUCCAUUGGUACCGGUCUGUUUGUCGGCUCUGGUCAGGCACUAGCAAAUGGUGGUCCAGCAUCGCUCGUCAUAUGCUACUGUCUCGUCGGUGUCAUGCUCUACACCACAGUCCACGCACUGGGCGAAAUGGCCGUCCUCUUUCCGGUUGCUGGUUCCUUCUCCGCAUACUCGACACGCUUCCUGGAUCCCGCUUGGGGCUUUGCCAUGGGUUGGAACUACGCUCUGCAAUGGCUUGUUGUGCUCCCGCUCGAGAUUGUCGCUGCCACCUUCACCAUUGAGUAUUGGAACGGCGGCGCAGUCAACAACAACGCAUGGGUCGCCAUCUUCUUGGUCCUGAUUGUCGUCAUCAAUCUGUUCGGUAUCAAGGGAUAUGGAGAGGCCGAGUUCGUCUUUGCUAUCGUCAAAAUCACCGCAGUCAUUGGCUUCAUCAUCCUUGGAAUCAUCAUCAACAUUGGCGGCGGUCCAGACGGCGGUUACAUUGGAGGAAAGUACUGGCGCGACCCAGGACCCUUCAACAACGGCUUCAAAGGUCUCUGCAGCGUCUUCGUCAACGCCGCCUUCGCCUUUUCCGGUACGGAGCUCGUCGGUCUUGCUGCUGCUGAAACCGCCAAUCCACGCAAGUCGCUCCCCACGGCCGUCAAGCAAGUCUUUUGGCGAAUCUCCCUCUUCUACAUUGUCUCGCUCACUGUCGUCGGUCUGCUCGUGCCAUACAACAACGAACGCCUCCUCCAGGACAAGAACAAUGUCGAUGCCGUAGCCUCUCCCUUUGUCAUUGCCAUCCAGAAUGCCGGUAUCGAAGGCUUGCCCUCUGUCUUCAACGCCGUCAUCAUGAUUGCCGUCCUUUCCGUCGGCAACUCGUCCAUCUACGGUUCCUCACGCACACUCGCAGCGCUGGCCGAACAGAACCAAGCCCCCAGAAUCUUCGCGUACAUCGAUCGCCAAGGUCGCCCUCUCGUUUCCAUUGCCUUCGCGUCUUCCCUCGGCCUCCUCGCCUUCCUCGCCGGAGCAGAACGCCGCCUCCAAGAUGCAGCCUUCAACUGGCUCCUCGCCCUCUCCGCCCUCUCCGCCGUCUUCACCUGGGCCUCCAUCUGCCUCGCCCACAUCCGCUUCCGCCAGGGCUGGAAAGUCCAAGGCCACAGCCUUAGCGAACUCGCCUUCCGCUCGCAGCCGGGCCUCAUCGGCUCCUACAUCGGCUUCGGCCUCAACAUCCUCGUCCUCGUCGCCCAGUUCUACAUUUCCGUCGCUCCAAUCGACAUGGCUGUUCUGUCUACCUCCCAGCGCCUCCAACGCUUCUUCAGCGUCUACCUCGCCCUCCCCGUCACAUUAGCUUUUUACUUCCCCUACAAGUUCUGGUUCCGCACUUCGGUCGUUCGCUCGCACAAUAUGGAUCUCGUAACGGGAAUCAGGGAACUCAACAUACAGGCUUUGAUCGAGGAAGAGCGGGAAGAAAAGAAGAAGUGGCCCAGGUGGAAGAAGGUCUACAAGUUCUUUUGUUGA